Messenger RNA from Globicephala melas (long-finned pilot whale), 3849 nucleotides. It is a transcript of the gene OPRL1, whose product is annotated as opioid related nociceptin receptor 1. Gene Ontology annotation, molecular function: nociceptin receptor activity; neuropeptide binding. Lineage: Eukaryota; Metazoa; Chordata; Mammalia; Artiodactyla; Delphinidae. The record is from RefSeq and is a predicted model, not a curated record. Gene Ontology annotation, biological process: sensory perception of pain; neuropeptide signaling pathway. Gene Ontology annotation, cellular component: neuron projection; plasma membrane.
UCCCCCGUGGUCAGUCCCGGCCUGGCCCUAGCCUCUCUGGCACUGGGUGUCCUCACCUGUGAAAUAGGGUUAAGGGCGCGCUGUCACCGUGCUGUAGGGGACUUCCCAAGGAAGGGGGUUCCUGGGCUUCGGUGCCAGUGAUGCCGGGGGUACUGGUUCUUAUAUGCGGGGUCGCCAAAUGUCCCUGUCUGCGGGGCCUGGCUGAGUCCCUUUCAACCCCUCCAGUUGCCCCCAGAUGUUCUACAGUUUAAAGCCACACCUCCCCUUUGCCACGAAUGCCCGUCCCUUCUCUUCGGACAACUCUCCUCGUAUCUUAUGACCUGGUAUAGCUGUGAGUUAAAUCCCUCAUCCCAGCAUGCUUUGGGCCAGUGUCUGCGUGGCCCUGGCCCCCGACCGUAGGCAGCUCCUGUCCCCGGCGCCCAGGGCCCGCUCACAAUCUUAUGACCUGGUAUAGCUGUGAGUUAAAUCCCUUAUCCCAGCAUGCUUUGGGCCAGUGUCUGGGGGGCCCUGACCCUGCUCUGGAAGUGGUCUGCAGUGUCUGAGUCCCCCUGGCCUGUGAGUUAAAUCCCUUAUCCCAGCAUGCUUUGGGCCAGUGCCUGCGUGGCCCUGGCCCCCGACCGUAUGCAGCUCCUGUCCGCGGCGCCCAGGGCCCGCUCACAAAGUGCCUUCCAGUUGCUCGGGUUGCAGGUGCUCGCUGUCUUCCGCGCUCUUGGGGGCAUAAAGGGCAGUGGAGAUUUUACGUGCGCUCCUCAUUCAUCCAGCAAAUGUCUGCGUGUCCCCUGUGUGCCAGUCAGUGGGACCUGGCAGCGAGCAGGACAGACAAGCCCCGGAGCAGACAAGAAGUGGACUUGCAGACUGGGUGAGAGGGUGCACCCUGGUCCUUGCCUCUGUCCCCGUCCAGCCUGGGGCCCCCUCCUCCAUCCUGCACGGCCCCGCCCCCCUGGAGCCGCAGCCUGCUCCCCUCCCCCAGCUCCGUGCACCAGGCUGCUGCGUCUGGUCUGGCGUCUGAGAAGGAAAAGGAGCAGCUGCCACCGUGCGGCAGCCGCGGCGCCGUCCAGACCCGGAGCUGAGUCGGGCCGGCGCUCCCAGCCCUGCUCUGCCGCAGGCCGAGGGUUAGGGCCUCCGGGGUCCCAGCUCCCACGGAGGUCACCGAGGUACCGUGGGGCUUUGCGUGCAGGGCGGGGCAUGGAGUCCCUCUUCCCUGCCCCGUUCUGGGAAGUCCUCUACGGCGGCCACCUGCAGGGCAACCUGUCUCUCCUGAGCCCCAACCACAGCCUGCUGCCCCCGCACCUGAUGCUCAAUGCCAGCCACGGCGCCUUCCUGCCCCUCGGGCUCAAGGUCACCAUCGUGGGGCUCUACCUGGCUGUGUGCGUCGGGGGGCUGCUGGGGAACUGUCUCGUCAUGUAUGUCAUCCUCAGACACACCAAGAUGAAGACAGCUACCAACAUUUACAUCUUUAACUUGGCCCUGGCGGACACUCUGGUGCUGCUGACCCUGCCCUUCCAGGGCACAGAUGUCCUCCUGGGCUUCUGGCCAUUUGGGAACGCCCUGUGCAAGACGGUCAUCGCCAUUGACUAUUACAACAUGUUCACCAGCACCUUCACGCUGACUGCCAUGAGCGUGGACCGCUACAUAGCCAUCUGCCACCCCAUCCGUGCCCUUGACGUCCGGACAUCCAGCAAGGCCCAGGCUGUCAAUGUGGCCAUCUGGGCCCUGGCCUCUGUUGUCGGCGUUCCCGUUGCCAUCAUGGGCUCGGCACAGGUUGAGGAUGAAGAGAUUGAGUGCCUGGUGGAGAUCCCCACCCCGCAGGACUACUGGGGCCCCGUGUUUGCCAUCUGCAUCUUCCUCUUCUCCUUCAUCAUGCCUGUGCUCAUCAUCUCCGUCUGCUACAGCCUGAUGAUCCGGCGGCUGCGAGGCGUCCGCCUGCUCUCAGGCUCCCGCGAGAAGGACCGGAACCUGCGGCGCAUCACGCGUCUGGUGCUGGUGGUGGUGGCUGUGUUCGUGGGCUGCUGGACGCCCGUGCAGGUCUUCGUGCUGGUCCAGGGGCUGGGCGUGCAGCCGGGCAGUGAGACUGUGGUGGCCAUCCUGCGUUUCUGCACGGCCCUCGGCUACGUCAACAGCUGCCUCAACCCCAUCCUCUACGCCUUCCUGGACGAGAACUUCAAGGCCUGCUUCCGCAAGUUCUGCUGCGCGCCCACCCUGCGCCGGGAGAUGCAGGUGUCAGACCGCGUGCGCAGCAUCGCCAAGGAUGUGGCUCAUGCUCGCAAGACCUCUGAGAUGGUGCCACGGCCGGCAUGACUAGGCGUGGACCUGCCCAUGGUGCCUGUCAGCCCGCAGAGCCCAUCCACACCCAACACGGAGCUCACGCAGGUCACCGCUCUCUAGGCAGACGUGCAGCUGCGCAUCACCAGCCUCCACGGGCCACCCUGUGGCCUUGGAGGGUCUGGUGACAUCACGGGAUGGGUCAGAGCAUUAGGGCUGCCCUCCUAGUGGAGGGCGGGGAGGGGGUGCAGGACUCACUGGUGAGCAUGCCCGGCACUGCCAAGCUUCAUGGACCGUCCUGGCCUCUCCCCUGCUGCAUCCGUCUCCGGGUGGGCACACAGCCGGAAGCGUGACAGCGGCUGUACAGUCCCACGUGCCCUCGUGCUGUGGCUGUCUGCAUGGACCCUUGCAGUGUCUCCUCUGGGCAGCUGGAUGGGCCUGGCGCCGCCUGGAGGGUCCAGUGGGCAUCCCUGGGCAGUGGGACUCGCCCUGAGAGUGGAACUCCUUAGGAGGCUUCUCAGCAAGCCUGUUCCCUCCAGGACACGUGAACUGUUGCGCCGCAGACGUGGCCGUUCAGGUUUGCGAGGCGGUCAGGAGGACCGCCGCAGGCCACCCUGUCAUUUGUGAAGCAGCCCCAUGUGCCUGGCCUCAGCUGUGGGGUGGGGAGGGCUCUGUGGUGCUCUGUCUGGGUUGCCUGGGCCCCCCUCGGGCUGUCCCUCGAAGCCCUCCUUUCAGACUCCAUCAGAGGUCAGCGGCUGUGCAGCUGUCAGGACCGUGUGUCCUGCUUGGGUCCUGGUGGCCUUGGAAGGAUGCCAGUUGGGACAGGUUCGGCCCUGCACCCCAGUGACUGACGCCCUACUUCAUUUCAAGCCCCCAGUUAUCUGUGGGGGAAGCCUGAGCUUCCCAGUCAGAGGCGGCUUCGUAUGCAGAGUUGGAAGGAGAGCUGGGGCUGGCAGACCUGCUUGAGGGAGGCUGCAAGGACCAUCUGAGCCGUGGGGACCCUGCCCGCUGUGACCACCCAGAGAAGUACCCUCCCAGUUUGCAGAUGGAGGCUGCAGCUCGGUGACUUGGCCAGCGUUCUCUCUGCAGACAAGCUGCUGAAACCUCUGCAGUGGUAGAGCUGCCUCUACCUGCUAGCUGAGGUGCAGACCUGGCCAGGUGAGCUGAGGCACCUGGAAAGAGGAGGAGGUGCUGACUCUGGACUGGCCUCUCCUGCUUUGGGGACCCCGGCCUUGUGGGGUCGUCCUUGGGGAGGACGGGGCUCUGUCCAUGCUGCCAGCAGCGGGAGGCUCUGAGGACCGGAGCCACUAUGGCUGCAGCAUUUUUGUGCCAAGGCUGAAAGACAUGUGCAUUUGUGGUGGUGUAACACGUGUCUCCAUGUAUCUAUGCAUGUGGACAGUGUGAUUUCCCCUGCACGUAACCAGCCCUGAACUGUCUCCAGGGGCCGUGACGGAGGGUCAGAAUAACCCCCUGCACGCUGGUCAGGGCGCUCUGCUUGCAACAGGUGUUUCUGACUCUUUGGGGGGCCGUUGGGGUAAAUUCUCUGGGAUUAGCACGUGGGGUGUAGGUAGAUCCGUCCUCCAACCU